CAAAGGAAGUGCUUCUUUUCGUCCGCUGGGGAGGAGUCUGUCGAUAUAUAGUUUCCUCAAUAAAGUGUAUUGUUUAUCUCAUGUUAAGUGAUUCUACAGUCGGCGUCGCGUUAUGUAAUUCGUUAUGUCUAUUUCUCCGGUUUUGGGGCAACAUAUUUCGAACAGUAGGUGAUUAAUAUCAGACGAACGCUACAGGUCGGAGGAAACAUUAACGGAACAGGAAGGCGGAACAACCAUGUCUCUGGGCCUGAAACAAGUCUUCAACAAAGACCGGACGUUCCGCCCCAAGCGCAAGUUUGAGCCCGGGACGCAGCGGUUCGACCUGCACAAGAAGGCCCAGGCCUCGCUGAACGCGGGGCUGGACCUGAGGCAGGCCGUGCAGCUGCCCCACGGGGAGGACCUCAACGACUGGGUGGCCGUCCACGUGGUGGACUUCUUUAACCGCAUCAACCUCAUCUACGGCACCAUCAGCGACUCCUGCACCGACCAGACCUGCCCCGUCAUGUCUGGAGGACCCAAGUACGAGUACCGCUGGCAGGACGACCACAAGUACAAGAGGCCCACGGCCCUGGCGGCGCCUAAGUACAUGAGCCUGCUGAUGGACUGGAUCGAGGUGCAGAUCAACAACGAGAACAUCUUCCCCACCAACGUCGGUACUCCAUUCCCUAAGACCUUCAUGCAGGUGGCUAAGAAGAUUCUGUCUCGUCUGUUCCGAGUGUUCGUUCACGUCUACAUCCACCACUUCGACCGCGUGAGCCAGAUGGGGGCUGAGGCCCACGUCAACACCUGCUACAAGCACUUCUACUACUUUGUCACUGAGUUCAACCUUACGGACCACAAGGAGCUGGAGCCACUGAAAGAGAUGACCUCUCGGAUGUGCCACUGAGCACCAGCAGCCGACAGCCUAGUCACAUCCGUCCAUUAGAAGACCGCAUCAGAGAACCAAGAAAUACAAAUCAGACAGAGUUUUUAUUUUUAUAUUUAAGUACUGUAAUCUGUUUUAGCCACAUAGGUUUACCCACAAAUCUAAUUGUGUUCCAUUUUAUUCCUUUUAAAGAUUUCAAGCAUUUUAUCAGAGCACAGUAUUAAUGUUUUGUGUUUAUUUUCUUUCAUUUGAAUCAUUCCAGAAUGUGUUUUUUCCAAUGUAAAUUUAACCUAAAUUGUAAUCAGUUCUGACAAUAAUUAAGAUUCUGUUUAUUAAAUUAAAAUCACUCUUUUCUCUGUUACUUAACCCUGAAUUGAUUAUUGGUGAUCAAACAUUCUUAGUUCACAUACUCUCAUCAAAACAGUUUUUUGGUUAAAGAUACUCAUCGUCUCUCUAUUUUAACAGUUGCACGUUCAUGUUGAUGAAAUGUAUUCAACACAUUCAACCCAACCUGUAUUUUAACACAAGAAAAUAUAAAUCGGUGAAGGUUUCUUUCCCUGAAGAGUUUUUACUAGAAAGUAGUCUAUUUUGGUUGCAGUUGCAAUCCACCCUUUCUUCAGUUCUCCGGUGUCUCCGUCCUGGCACCGAGAGACGGCAGCUGGGAGUCACACCAGACUCAACAGUUAGGGCCCGAGUAGCCACAAGGUGGUGUCAUGCGCAAGAAAAUACUAUAUUUGACAAUAAGGAAAUCAAUGCAAUGUCUUCGUUAUACCAAACAAACGAACCCAGGCACAUAAAUAAGAAAUAGUUUGGGCAUUUCCUCCGCGAAUACAGAGUUGUAUUCCAUGUUUUCCGUUGUAGUGUAUUAUUAUAAAAAAAAAAAUCAGUAUAGAGAUAUCAGUAUUAACUGUACUAUUUAUUUAUAUUCCACACCUAUAACCGUUCUGAUGUGCAAUAGGGUUUUCACUGAAUUUGAUGCAGUGUUACCUUUAGGCCUACUGUGAAUCCUGUCGCCACGACAAUCAUUGUGUAUUUAUUUACAUGCUGGCGACGUGCUGGACGGCCACCUCAUGGCAGUUCGUCCUGUUUUUCUUCUUGGAAUUCACCUCACUUGCUUAGAUAGUAUUUGCAACCAGUUGGCCGGAUAAUCUGCACGACUAGGUCAAUAUCAACGACCUGUUUUAGUUUAUGUGGCGGAUGUUUUGACGAAAAAGUUGGUUGCUAGCAAGCCAAUUCGUGUGGCUCGACUGUAAUUAGUUAGUUCACACCUGACGUUUAAUUCUCCUGCAAAUGCAUUGGCUCAGAUGUUGUCUCUCACACGCACACACGCACGCACGCACACACACACACGUUCAAAUCAGAGCUCCAGUCAGAAAGGAUGGGUGUGUAACUUUCACUGCUGUCUUCUAGGAACCAUUACUGUAACUUUACCAGGAAUGGACAGUGAUGUACAAUAUCCACCAUGUGACUUUGACCUUAACAACUUUAAAAGGAAGACACUACUGUAACGGUAACAUGUGAUACUAUUACAUAGUGCAUGUCGGUGAGUACACUAUUUCGAGUUGUCAUGCUUACUUUACUUGCCAGGCCAGAUCAAGUGUACCCAUUAAUAUUUACACAUAAUUGCAUCGUGUUCAAGCAAACGGCCAUAAACAUUUUGAUUCAAGCAGACACAGUCCCAAGUGGAAUAGUACAGCAAUAUGUGGCUGGCUCCUACAGCUUUAUUAUUAGUUUACUGUUUUGGAGCAAUACCUACCCUUUGUAUUCCUCCAGGCUCAUUUAUGUAGCAUGCCCGCUGAAGUCUACUCUCACCCCAGGAAGGGUUUAUGUCCCUGUUGACUGAUGCCUCAUGCUCUUCUUUCCUUUGACUCCUAGUGACACUAACCCCCCCCACCCCCCUGCACGUCAGCGUGCAGGCUUGUUUUGCACCAAACUGGACCAUGUGCUCUUGGCUGGAGAAAGACUGCUCCCAUGUUGCGUAAUGUGCUACAGUCGGGCCUAUGUAGCAUGGGCUGAAGGUUGGAGGAGGGGCAGAGAGCAAAGAGUCACAAGACAUUGAUUCUGGCAAAACAAACCAUACAAGGAUUUGACUAGGAUAUCCUUGAUAAACAAUGGUUCAUUAUUGGCGAACAGCAGAUCAAACGUUGCAUGGUGCCCUGAGGUCUAGUCUUGGUUGGUAUUGCAUAACGGAUUCUUAUCAUUGGGUGAGAGAUACAGGUACAGGUUGAUAUAGUAAAGCAAAUGAAAGUGUUAUAGUCUGAAUGUGUUUUUAAUGUAAACUAUGAAGACGAAGCAGGUUUCGUCCCGUGAUAAGCCUUCUGCUUUGGCGUUUGCCAGCUAACACAAAGCUUGUGACAAAACACAAUGCUCGUACAUCACUACUCCAGGACUUGUGUUUCAUUAUCACUGCUCCGAGAGCCCCCCCCCCCAGCCUCCUAACCAGCCUGUGGAACGUGAUCCUGCGGCCCGUCCGCCAGCCUCGAGACAGUAGCACACCACUGAUGCUAACCAUUCACUCAUCCCACCCCCAUGUGUCCUGAUCAGACAACUACUAUGAUGACGCAUAUGACAUGCCCCUGUUUGAUAUGUUGACAAUGUAACAGAUGCAUGAGAUGGAUGGUAAGGAUUGUAUUGAUAAAUCACGUUCCUGACGCACUCAGAAAUGGGAGACAGUCCCUUUUUUUUAUGGAGUAUCUUUAUGCAGUACAAUAGACUAAAAAUAUGUUUAACUACAGCUCAUUUUGUUAUCUUGCCCAUAUCAAAUGAUACAAAAUCGAAAAAUCUUUAAAUUGAAAGUCUUUCAAAUUUAUUUUCACCUCUUGUUUUAUAACAUUUACAGGGUUGAUACUCUUGUACUAUAUUGAGUCUGUCUUUCUUUUUUGACAUGAAAUAAUACAAUGUAUUGACACAGAGAGAAUAUUCUUACUGAUUACUAAAAUGUGGAAAGGUUAAAUAUCCUUCCAAUUGCAUGGAUGUUUUUUCAGGUUCAAAUCGUGCAUUGCACAAAGUCAUAGUCACAUUCACGCGUUAAGUGUCCAAACAAUCGUAUUGGCUAUUGUAUUUAUAAUAAAAUAUUAUAGUUUAAAUAUAUCUGAAAUA
This is a messenger RNA of Gadus chalcogrammus (walleye pollock), 3964 nucleotides long. It is a transcript of the gene mob3a, whose product is annotated as MOB kinase activator 3A. Gene Ontology annotation, cellular component: nucleus; cytoplasm. The transcript is spliced from 4 exons. Gene Ontology annotation, molecular function: protein kinase activator activity. Lineage: Eukaryota; Metazoa; Chordata; Actinopteri; Gadiformes; Gadidae. The coding region runs from base 236 to 886 and encodes 216 amino acids. Gene Ontology annotation, biological process: signal transduction; positive regulation of protein phosphorylation. The record is from RefSeq and is a predicted model, not a curated record.